Molecule: messenger RNA, 1513 nt
Organism: Amblyraja radiata (thorny skate)
Lineage: Eukaryota; Metazoa; Chordata; Chondrichthyes; Rajiformes; Rajidae
Gene: cops7a
Product: COP9 constitutive photomorphogenic homolog subunit 7A
Exons: 7
Coding region: 497-1291 (264 amino acids)
Biological process (GO): COP9 signalosome assembly
Cellular component (GO): COP9 signalosome
Source: RefSeq, a predicted model, not a curated record
CCUGACCCAGAUCUGUCAAGGACCGUGUGGUGGCUGUCUGUGCACCAGUCUCCCCAUGUUAAACAAAGUCACGCACUGGCUUCCUCCAACCUUGGAGACACCAAUGGUCAGCCAUGACCGAAGGGGGGCGAAGAAGGCUUAAAAAUCUUUUUAAAACGCGUAUGCACUGAUUGGCCUCCUCUCCUGUCAGUCAGGGCGACGGCGACGCCCCUUCCUGCGCGCUGCUCGGCAUCUUUACUGGAGCUGAGGGACGCUGGGCUGUAGCCAACGGAGGAUACAAUUGUCGGACAGACCGGAAGCGGCACCGAGCCGGAGAUGUCGGGCAAACGGAAAGCGGAGAAUUUGAUCCUGGCGGAGGAGAGCGACCAGUUACUGAUCCACCGCACUGAAAAUAAUUAAAUCAGAUUUAAGGGCUUCAAUGAAUGAGGACCUGGCAGAAGCAAUUCAGUUCCUAAGGACAAGUUAUUAAUAAAUUUUAGUGAAUCACCGUUGUGCAAUGGCAGGUGAAUCAAAAGGUGCAAGUAAUCCUUUGGAACAGUUCAUUUUGUUGUCGAGAAAUGCCAAAGGUUCAACAUUAACUGGCCUUAUUAAUCAAGUUUUGGAGGCUCCUGGAGUUUUUGUGUUUGGUGAACUUCUAGAAACACCUGAUAUACAGGAGUUAGCUAAUGGAUCAAAUGCUGCCUAUUUUGAAUUGUUAAACCUGUUUGCAUAUGGAACAUAUCCUGACAAUUUAGAAAAUAAAGGAAGUCUGCCUGAAUUAACAUUAGCUCAGAAGAAUAAGCUGAAACAUCUCACCAUAGUAAGCUUGGCUGCAAGAAUGAAGUGCAUUCCAUAUUCCAUGCUUCUAAAAGACCUUGAUUUAAAAAACCUCAGAGAAUUGGAGGAUUUAAUCAUUGAAGCAAUUUAUACUGAUAUAAUUCAAUGCAAACUCGAUCAGCGAAAUCAGCUGCUUGAGGUUGACUUUUGCAUCGGCAGAGAUCUCCAAAAGCAAGACAUCAGCAACAUUGUUAAAACUCUCCAGGAAUGGUGUGAUUGUUGUCAGGCAGUUCUACUGGGGAUUGAACAGCAAGUUCUCCGUGUAAAUCAGUACAAAGAGGGCCACUCUAAAACUCAGCAGCAAGUAGAAACCGAGGUGGCCAAUAUAAAGAAGACCUUGAAGGCAACGGCUUCUACCUCGGCACAAGAACCUGACCAGCACCCAAUGGAUCGUGAUGCUCCACAGCUCAUUGAACAACGUUCAUCUACAAAGAAAUUGUCAAAAGCCAAGAGUUUAUCAUCCAGUCGUCAUUAGAACAUUAAUUGCCUGGAUUAUCCUGUGCUUUGAAGAAAACUGAGAAGAAAUUAAAUAUAAUGAACAGUGCAAUGCUUCUCAUGAAUAACACUUGAAAGAGAUUUAAGAAACUUUUACUGUGCAUUUGAAAUCGUUUUGUAAUCUGUGGUUCUUUUUUUGGUAGGAAUCUCAGAUGAUGACCGAAUCAGCCUUUCUUAUUAAAUGGGACCAGUUGUAAACUGA